UACAGAGUAUUUUAAACUUGCAAAUUUAAAGAUGAACUUGUUUUCUGACCAUUCACUGUGUAUUGCAUUGUAGUAACAUAGUGACUACUUAUCAGGCAAGAAGCUUUAAGGAGAUUUAGGAUUUGGAGUGUAUUACAGCAGGGGGUGAGGAGGGAUUGAGAAAAGAAACCACAUGGAAAAAAAACAGAACAGCUCAUACACAGGAAAACAGGGUGGCAGGACUAGCUUAUUCCAGGAUAAAUUUGUUAAUCAGGAUGUACUGUGACCAGGAGAACUACUUCUUGUUAAUGAGAAGACUGAGAAUAAGGUCUGAGAUCAGAAUGCCUGAAUGUUGUGUGUAGCACAGACCAGGGCCCAUGCUGAGACUCUGUUAUACACACAUGGACAGGAGAACUGUUAGAUGCCCUCUUCCCAGCACAGCAUGGAUUCAAUCAGUAUUGCUUUGAGUGCUAUCAGUGUGACCACAGAGCUGGUUGUGGAGGAACUUGAACCUCACAUAGAAACACUGCUGACUGCAGCAGUAAAGAGUGGCAUAGCUGAGCAGGUGGUAGAGGGUGGCAUUCUGCCGGUCCUGGCUCAGGCCUUGAGGAGAAAAAGCACCCUCACUAUACUCACAGCCAGACUGGUGGCUGAGCUCUCCAGGGAGGCUCCCUUCAGAGACAGCUGUUUUGAGACUGGAAUUGUAUCUGCUCUUAUGACUCUGUUGCUCAGUGAAAACCAGGAGCUACUGCUGCAUGCUAGCCGAGCCAUGGGGAGAAUCUGCUGUGACAGCAAUCUGCAGCAGAAUAGGCUGCUGAGACUGGGAGCUGUCCCCAGACUGGUGUCUGUGCUGCUGCAGUAUUGUGAGAAUGAGGCCUUGCUGAGUUCCUGUCUGUUGGCUCUGUGUAAUCUGGCUGAUAUGGGUGAAGAGGAUGGCUCUACACUUGUUUGGGAGAGGAGAGGCCAUUUUGAUGAGGAAGUGCAUGUGUUCCAUGGCACCUUGCAGCACUCAUUUGGCUUUGUGUCAACAGCGACUGUGGUCCAGUUAAACCAGUGGUCUCAGGGGCAGUACUCAGUAAGAGUGGAAGUGGUUCAGAAAUGCUCCACUCUCUUGUGGAAGGAACACAACAGACGACAGACUGGAUGGCGUCUGCUAAGUUUCACAUGCUUGGGCUUUUUCCCCAAGCUCUACAAGUUUAUAAAGUACUCUGUCAGGAACAUUCCGAAGAACAGGAGUCGUCUGAAGACUGCAGUGUUUCACACUUUCUUGUAAGGAUAGAUCACAUCUCAGGUAUAAGUUUGAGGAAAAAUAUUAGCUCAAGUGUUUAUUUGAGGAAAAAAUGUAUCAAACGUUGAAAAACUUAAAACUGUUGCUGACUUUAAGCAAGAAUAUUUGGUGAAACAGAUGAUGGAGGAAAAAUAGAGAGAAAAAGAUGUUGACCACCAGCAUCCAAACAACCAGGAUAAGGAGACACCUCUAUCUGCUUGUCAGUCAUGUUUCCUGUCAAUUCAGAAAGCAUUUAACCUAGGUAACCAUGUAUUUGUAUGAAUUUGACUAGUUUCAAAACGGCAUCAGCUAACUUUCACUGAAAUCAAAAACUAUACCAUUAGGUCUCCCUAUGUAAGUAGGGAAAAACGAUAUGCUUAUAUAUAGUACUUAGUAUAUAAUAUAUGCAAAGUCGAGAGUUGACAGACUGUUCACUGCUCAUUUUGUUGCAUGUUGAGGUAUCCUGACACCUUAAGGUGUUUGUUUGUUUGUUUUUUUUGUUUUGUUUUUUUGAUUGCACUAAGCAUAAGAAGUGAUUGAGGCGCAAUCUGUUUUUUGCAUCAGUCUGUCUGUAUCUAAGAGGACUUACACUACAGGAUCAACUGCAGACAGACGCUUAACCAAAUUCACUUUUUUGUAUUUACAAAAAGUAUUCGUGUAUUUAAAAACUAACUGUAUUGUGUGAAUGCACUGCUUUCAGAGCCUUUUGUUCAUUAUUUAAUGCAAAUUCUGAAGCGUGACUGAAAAAAAAACUGGACAAAAAUCGUAAUUGGUUUUCUUCAUCAUAAUAUGGCCAGAGGUUACAGGCAAAUUCACUUCUAUUUCAUCAAUAUGUCAAAUGAUUACAGAAAUAAAAUGCAGUCGCCCCCCCCCCCCCCCAUUCUACCAUUGUGUAACC
Messenger RNA from Ictalurus furcatus (blue catfish), 2144 nucleotides. RefSeq lists its product as uncharacterized. The transcript is spliced from 5 exons. Gene Ontology annotation, biological process: positive regulation of GTPase activity. The record is from RefSeq and is a predicted model, not a curated record. Gene Ontology annotation, cellular component: cytosol. Gene Ontology annotation, molecular function: guanyl-nucleotide exchange factor activity; protein binding. Lineage: Eukaryota; Metazoa; Chordata; Actinopteri; Siluriformes; Ictaluridae. Bases 401 to 1252 code for a protein of 283 amino acids.